AUGGCCAGGAAGGGGCCCCCCGCUUGGCUAUGCCGCCCCCCCGCCCCCCCCCUGACCCAGGCCUUCCCCAUGGAUCACCCCGAUGCCCCGCAGCCUGCACCCGAGUUUGAGGCACAGAGUGAAGUGCAGCCUCUCCCGGCUCUGGCUCUCGACAUCCCUCUGCAAGAGGAGAGGCAGGCCCCGCCCCAGCUGCCCCUGGAAAGGGGAGCCGACCCCGCUCGCCCUUCGGACGCCAUCCCCCAGCAUGAAGGGCUGCCCCCUCUCCAGGUUCCUGUCAGACAGAAGGAGUUGGACCCGCCUUUCCCCCACCAGAAGGAGAUGGCCUUCCCGUCCAAGCAGAGGGAAGGAACAGCCGGCUUCGUGGAUGACCAGCUCCCAGAGCCCGAGUCUGGGAGUCCGGCCCAUCACUGCCUGCACGGCCGGCCCCACGGGGGCUGGGGCCACCGCCUGGACGGCUUUCCCCCGGGCCGGCCUUCCCAGGACAACCUGGACCAGAUCUGCCUUCCCGACCGGCAGCACAUAGUGUACGGCCCCUGGAACCUGCCGCAGACGGGCCACUCCCACCUCAGCCGCCAGGGAGAGACGCUCAACCUGCUGGAGACCGGCUACUCCCGCUGCUGCCGCUGCCGGAACCAAGCAAACCGCCUGGACUGUGCACAACUCGUGUGGGAGGACGCGGUCACCCGGUUCUGUGAGGCCGAGUUCUCGGUCAAGACGCGGCCCCACUGGUGCUGCAAACGGCAGGGGGAGGCUCGAUUCUCCUGCUUCCAAACGGCAGCCCCCCAGCCACACUACCCGCUCCGGGCCUGCCCCAGCCACCAGCCCGGCAUCUCCUCGGGCCUCGAGCUGCCCUUCCCCCCUGGCGCGCCCACUCUGGACAACAUCAGGAACAUCUGCCGCCUGAGGCGCCUCCGCGCUGUGCCGCGCCACCUCCCGGGCUCCGGCCCGGUCCACAGGCAGCUGCAGGCGCUGACCCGGCUGGAGGGCGAGUUCCAGCGCUGCUGCCGGCAGGGGGGCAACCACACCUGCAUCUGGAAGGCCUGGGAGGACGCCCUCGACGGAUACUGCGACCGCGAGCAGGCCGUGAAGACCCACCACCACUCAUGCUGCCAGCACCCUCCCAGCCCUGCCCGGGACGAGUGUUUCGCCCGCCGGGCGCCCUACCCCAACUAUGACCGGGACAUCUUGACCCUUGACCUCAGUCGAGUCACCCCCAGCCUCAUGAACCAGCUCUGCGGGAAUCGGAAGGUCCUCAGCAAGCACAAGCAGAUUCCUGGGCUCAUCCACAACAUGACUGUCCGCUGCUGCGACCUGCCGCUGGCCGAGCAGACCUGCUGCGCGGAGGACGAGAAAUCAGCCUUCAUUGACGGGCUGUGCGGCGCCCGGCGGAACUCCUGGCAUGACACUGCCUUCUGCUGCGACCUGAGCCCCGGGGAUGAGCAGACCAACUGCUUCAACACGAACUACCUGAGGAACGUGGCUCUAGUGUCUGGAGAGACGGGGCCUGCCAAGGGCCAGGGGGAGCAAGACCCAACUCAGGAAACAGAUUCCAGCCCCACCCUGGAGCCCAAGAAAGAGUGAGUCACUCCGGAGCCGUGGAGGAUCAGAUUGGGGGAACCCCACCCCAUCUCGCCUCCCUUGAAUACUCAGUACAGUAAACACCUCUGGAUUU
Molecule: messenger RNA, 1672 nt
Organism: Talpa occidentalis (Iberian mole)
Lineage: Eukaryota; Metazoa; Chordata; Mammalia; Eulipotyphla; Talpidae
Gene: ECM1
Product: extracellular matrix protein 1
Exons: 10
Coding region: 1-1581 (526 amino acids)
Biological process (GO): signal transduction; regulation of bone mineralization
Cellular component (GO): extracellular region
Source: RefSeq, a predicted model, not a curated record